UUACCUGGUUGAUUUGUCAGAAGUGGCUCUGCAAACGCAUACCUACCAGUUUAACAACACUAACAUAAAAGAGGAUAGCGACUGGCCCUCAUUCAGUCAGGCUUCGAGUCUCUCCACGAACCGACGCGACGUAGCGCGCUGCUUGCGACGACACACACCACUCGAAAUUCUGUUUAAAACUCCUGUUAUUUUAAAUUAGUGACUAUAUGCCUACUUCUAUUCAGGCAAACCGCAAGUAGGCAACCAGACAACAACUAGUUUCUAAAUACCAUUUGUGUUUGCCGUAAGGAUUUCACGGACGAUCCAACAUGUUAAGAAUAGUAGCCCUCGGGUUGCUUGUAAUUUCGACGGUGACUGCUCAAUGCUUCUAUAAAGAUGAUUCAGCUAAGAAGCUGGACCCUGAGGCCCGCACAUCGCUCUAUAGAGGCCAAUUAGAGUUCACCCUAAAUUUGUUUAACUCCAUUAAUGAUGCGUAUCCCACAGACAACAUAUUUUUUUCGCCGUUCUCAGUGUACCACUCUUUACUGCUGGCUUACUUUUCUGCUGGGGGCCAGACGGAAGCAUCUCUGAAGGAGUCACUACAGAUAGCGAAAUCUUUGGAUAAAAUCAAUUUGAUAACAGCAUACAAGGUAGACCGGCGGUCCCGCUUGACGAACAACAACAGCGCCAGCUACGAGUUCAACAGCGCCAACAAAAUGUUCGUCGACGAAACGCUUGACGUCAGGCAGUGCUUGCUCGACAUCUUCGAGGACGAACUAGAGAGACUUAAUUUCCACGAGACGCCCUCAGAAGCACGCGAGCACAUUAACAAGUGGGUGGCCGCGGUGACUAAGAACCACAUCCAGACGUUGAUCCCCGAGGACGGCAUCACGCACACUACCAAGCUGGUGCUCGCCAACGCUGCCUACUUCAAAGGCGUCUGGGCCUCUAAAUUCCCCGCUGAAAGGACAAAGAAAGAGGCAUUCUUUGUUUCCGAAACUCGUCAAACGCUGGUGCCGUUUAUGAAGCAGAAAGGCACUUUCCAUUUCAUGGUGAGCGAAGACCUCGGCGCGCAGAUUCUGGAGCUGCCCUAUAAAGGCAACGACAUCAGCAUGUACAUCCUCCUGCCGCCCUACUCUAUGAAGGAAGGCGUGAAGAACAUCAUAGCCAACCUGACGCCCGAGCGACUGGCCGCCGUGGUAGAGGAAAGCUACAUGGGCCGCGAGGUGAUCGUCGAGAUCCCCAAAUUCACCGUUGAGAAGAGCCUGCCCCUGAGGCCUAUCUUGCAGACUCUGGGAGUUGGCGACUUGUUCAACAGUACCUCCGACUUCACGACGCUGACAGACGACCAUGUCAGCUUCGACGACGCCAUCCACAAGGCCAAGAUCCAAAUCGAUGAAGAAGGAACCGUGGCUGCAGCAGCAACGGCCAUCUUCGGGUUCCGGUCAUCGCGGCCCGCGGAGCCCACCCGCUUCGUGGCCAACUUCCCCUUCGUGUACCUCGUGUACGAGCGCCCCACCAACUCCAUCCUCUUCAUGGGCGUCUACAGGGACCCUAAGAAGUAAACAACACACUUGGUACAAAAGUUGUGUUAAUUUUUGCGUUUUUAGACCUAUAAAUGUAACUAUUUAAUUUGUAUACUCAAUGAGCUCGUGCUGUAGAUAUGCAUGGUGUUUGUCCAACCCCUUGCCAUUGAACUAACCAUGAUAUUGUGAAAUAAAUGCAUGUUCCAUAGUAAACUUCGAGGUCUAUUUAGCCGACAUUCGUUUGCAAUUUUUUUGCGAGUAUUGGGUUGGUUCAUAGUGAAAGUCGUUUUAUGAUCUACCUUUCAAGGCCAGGCGUUGGAAAAACGAACUGUAUAUUUUUAGCAGCAUACUGUACUGUUUAUCACCACCAUAAUAGAUAUAAUCUCUCUUUCUAGUAAGUAUAUCGGAGAAAUACGAUAUGUAUAUCCAGGACAUAAAGUAAUAAACAGUGUAGUAGGUACUCCUAGUGCUGAUAAAACUUCUGCGUCUAGACUAGACUUAGGCAUCAUAAUAACACGAUUUCCACUACGUUGUCAGGAAUUUGCAAUUAGAUCAGUGAUCACAAAAUAUCACGUAGGUAUGUAUCUUCCAUAUUAGCUACCUACACCUGCAUUAAAAUUGUUUUUCACAGUAUGAAAAUAUUCUCCCUAGUACCAUUAACGGGUUAAUUGUAGUUUAAAAUAACCGCAACGUCGCACGCGUGCACGUAGCGGGCGCACGCGCGCGUCAAAUUGCAGGUAGACUCCGCCGCACGCGGCACGCGCCCGCAUCAGUCAGCGGCGCUCAUACUAUACUCGCCCUCAACCAAAGUGACGACUGAGGCCAUAAAACUCGAGGCAGUGGUAAUAAAGCUCGGCGGUCGUAGUGAUGGCAAUGUGUCGAUUACGAAGUGUUUUAAACGUCGAUGUAAUUCUAUUCUGCACAAGAAAUGUACCUAUUCAUUCACUCAACUUAUCGACAAUAUCGACAUUCCUUUAUGUGGGUUACCUGUGGGGUACCUGCACUAAUGGUCUCAGCUCGCUCCAUGCAAUACAAUGGAAAACUGAUAACGCGAGCUCAAGGGUUUUAUUGCCCUAGUCGUCAUUUUAGGGCGAGUAUACCUAUUUUAUUAACCCGCUCGCCCGCUCCGUGCACACGCGCCACGUUGUGACGCCCUAAAUAUAAUAUGUUAUACAAUUUUAGUGGUCUGAUUGAAUUAAAAUUUGAUAAACUCAUGUAGUUUCUAGGUUAAUACAUUAAUGAAUAAUAAUAUAUAUACCAUGUAAUAUCCCUUACUUGAAAGAGAUUUUCAAUGAGAACAUUUUCAUUCAAAUUUAAUAAUCAGGAUUGGAUUUAGUUGAUAGUCGAUUUUUUAGUUUCAUUAAGUUAAGUUUUAGUUUCAUCGGGAACGAUUUAUUCCUUAAUAAAUUGUUUGAUUUAACUUUAUUUCGAUUUAAUCAGGGAUGAUUGAAUCAUGAGGGUUUAUAGUUGAAUCAACUAUUUUAAUAGUGCACUCACGUGCACAACUCCGACUACGAAGUAGGUAAUACUCACCUAGCGCUGUGACACUUUUGUAUGUUGUACAUACCUAUCUGGAACUUGUCUGUACUGGAAGAUCAGAAGUUAAAACUACUUACAAGUUUAUAAGCCUACAGAGCGAGACAAGAAGAAAAGAUUUUAUAUCCGAGAAUAUAGCCACGAUUUUAAGCUACAGCUCCGUGAGACACAACCCAUAUCCUAAUUUCUACAAAAUUUGUAGUGACCUCUAAUUCUCGUCAUUUAAUUUAAACGAAUAAACUCAUUUCUUACUUGUAUUAGGUAUGUAACUAAUAAUAUAGGUAGUGUUAAGAUUUAUUAUGUACGAGCAUAUCAUUAUUUGUAAUGAGUAAGAAUUCAGGUGAGACGUAGGUUUAAUGUAAAAAUAAUUUAUUGGAAAUUAAUUGAA
Messenger RNA from Cydia strobilella, 3429 nucleotides. RefSeq names its product serine protease inhibitor 88Ea-like (gene serpin-6). The transcript is spliced from 8 exons. The record is from RefSeq and is a predicted model, not a curated record. Lineage: Eukaryota; Metazoa; Arthropoda; Insecta; Lepidoptera; Tortricidae. Bases 309 to 1544 code for a protein of 411 amino acids. Gene Ontology annotation, molecular function: serine-type endopeptidase inhibitor activity.